This is a messenger RNA of Medioppia subpectinata, 1689 nucleotides long. The record is from the annotation of a GenBank genome assembly. Lineage: Eukaryota; Metazoa; Arthropoda; Arachnida; Sarcoptiformes; Oppiidae.
CAACAACAACAACAGGAGAAGAGCGGCGAUCGGCACGAGAAGGCCUCCAGAUAUGACAAAAGGCAAAGAUAUCCAAAUACUGGCGACAGGAGUGAUAGGUCUGACCGAACGGACGCCAGAGGACACGACAGGAGUGACCGGCAGUCGCAGCCGACAUCCAGACCGCCGCCCAAAAGCGCCGCUAAUGACCGGCAUUACGACGAAAACACGAUUAACGCAACCAAUUAUGAAGUGAAUAAAAGGCAAAGCAAUGAAUUGGAAGACAAUUAUGUGCAUAAAGAGGACAAACACCACCGCAGACCCAAACCACAGACACAACAACAACAUCAGGAGCGCCACAAUGAGCCCAAUCUGGACCGCAAUCCUCCCGAACGGCACAAACUGGACAAAUACGAAGACUACGAGGACUACUAUAACGUGGAGUUCGAGCCGAAUCGGGCCCCGAAAGCCGACCAUCGAAGCGUUAAUCAUCGGUUCAAUUCCAACAACAGUCACAACACGAUUGCCGGCCAACGGACAGGCGGUCCGACACAACCGGGCGGUGAAGUGUCCGCCGCCGGAGGUCAUCAUCGAAACGAUGGCAAUUACAGGUCAAGCAAUGAUAGUAAACCGUUUCGGCCGCCGAAACAGCACCAGAUGGAGGCCACGUCUUCGCCGGCCACUACCGCCUCCGCCGCGCCGACAGCUUCGGGUCCUAAACGCAACUUCGGGCCAAACAAAUCGCAACACAACCACCGAUACGUGAAGACUUUCGAGCAACAGAUUCCGCCCCGUUUUCUCAAACAACAACAAUUGAAAAAACAGCAAAACGAAAUGUCUGAACACAACCAACAAAUGCAUUACGAAAGUCAACGGCGAGAUUCGCUCCGAGAGUUACCACCGGCGGCCGCGCAGACGGCGCCCGACGCGACCGAAUCGGCACCGCAUCGGGGGCUCAUCCGGUUGCCCAACAAUCAGGUGUCGGCCAACGAUUGGACGCAACAAUCGCCGCCACAACAACAGCCAAACGCCGGCCACAGCGGUGGCCAUCACAUGACGCGACAGCCGGUCAACGCCAGUAAGCCGUGCGUUGCCAUACGGCCGACACAACACGUGCCGACUGCGGACAACAAUCCUCACCUGCAGUACACGCCGUCGUCAUCGCCGGACACGAACUCCUCCGCAACGGUCGACAAUUAUCAACAACUGUCGCCGUACUUAAGGUCGCGCGACGAGUACGCGAUACCGCACUUCAUGUCCGCGGCGUCGGUGGAGAAUGCGGACAAUUCGCGCCGCAAACUGAAGCCAAUCAUCGAGAAGAGUCUGUCGGAGGCCACCUCUGCCGAGAACGACCUCUCCUACUGCCACGACCCGCAAAAAGUGGAACAAAUUCGCUACCGAAUCCAACUCCGGUACGAACACAUCAUACUUAACGACCUCCGGGUCUGCGCCGAGACUAACAUCGAGCAGAGACUGUGGAAAUCGGCGUUCUAUCAGUACAUCGAACAGUACAGACGACUCAUGGAACCGGUGCCACAGGCGGGCGCCGCCACCACCACAGCCGCCGCCGACGGCCAACAACAGCAACAACAGGCGGACCUCAAGACGUCGUUGCAUAAGAUCAUCGACGAGGCGUCGCUAUUCUUCGAGAACCUAUUGGUCAAAAUGCAAGAGACGUACGGCUUUGUGAUCGAGAAGCUGUUGGCCCAC